ACGUCCCAGAGAGAACGCAAUAUGGCAACAGGGACAGUCGAAAAAAUACUGGAUGCCCAAGAUGUCGCGGAAGUAGUACGAGAGAUACUCGUAGUUCAAAAUAAAUCAGAAACUUUAGGACGUGUUUUAAAACUUCGAAAGUCACGGUGGAUCGGAUUAUCUCAACAGUACAGUAAUCCACAAGAUCGCCUUUUUCAUAUCAUUGAUGAGUUUGUGAAACAAGUG
Molecule: messenger RNA, 225 nt
Organism: Geodia barretti
Lineage: Eukaryota; Metazoa; Porifera; Demospongiae; Tetractinellida; Geodiidae
Source: the annotation of a GenBank genome assembly